Phalaenopsis equestris is the source of this 1191-nucleotide messenger RNA. RefSeq names its product membrane-anchored ubiquitin-fold protein 3-like. Lineage: Eukaryota; Viridiplantae; Streptophyta; Magnoliopsida; Asparagales; Orchidaceae. The transcript has 3 exons. Bases 451 to 807 code for a protein of 118 amino acids. The record is from RefSeq and is a predicted model, not a curated record. Gene Ontology annotation, molecular function: protein binding.
AGAUCGAGUCAAAUGAAGCGAAGCUAAAACGAUUGUCUGAGAGCGAGGGUGAGUUGGGAAAUAGAGGAAAGACGGCAUCUUCGGUUAGCUGCCUUCCUCAAUCCCCUGUCGGAUUCCAGGAAGACUUUGAGAAUUUCUCAUCUGGUUCUUCCUUGUUUUCAUCAAGAUCUGUUCAUCUUACAGAUUCAAGAGGAACACUAUGGCGAUUGCUGCUCUCAGAAUGGUUUUGAAGCAAGGGUUUGAUCUGUUUCAGUAGAUUUCAAGCCAGUUCAUCUCCGAUUCUUGCUAUUUUCCGGAGAUUCGAUCUGUUUUGAGCUGACAGCAAUUCUGAAGGGAAGAUUCCAUGUGUUUUCCGAAUUGGAAUCUAGUUCCUCGGCGAUUUCUCUGGGGUCAGUGUGCCUUAUGAUAUUAUAAGGGAGGGAUUUUGUUCUUCCUAGGGUUUUUUCAGAUAUGGCUGAUGAUGAUUUGAUUGAGCUGAAGUUUAGGUUGUUUGAUGGUACCGAUAUUGGACCCAAUAAGUACGAUCCUUCUACUGCGGUUGGAUCUCUCAAGGAGAGCAUAUUGGCUAGAUGGCCCGCCGGCAAACAAAUUGUUCCAAAGACAAUAAAUGAUUUGAAGCUUAUAAAUGCUGGGAGAAUUUUAGAGAACAAUAGAACCCUUGCAGAGUCCAGGGUACCUGUUGGCGAGCUUCCUGGUGGUGUAAUUACAAUGCAUGUUGUUGUGCGGCCUCCCGCAAUCGAUAAAAGCAAUGAAAAGCAGCUAGCCAAUGCCUCAAAGAUAAACAGAUGUUCAUGCUCAAUCCUUUGACUAAACUGGAUUCCUCCUCUCAUUUCAAGCCUCUGUAACUCCUCGCUCUCUGCAAUGAACCAGAAAUAACUGCAAUGGUUCUCAAUUAUGAUCUGCAGUGAGGAAGAAAGAAGAAGAAAGCAUUAUUGGUAUUGUUUGUGUUAAGAACUUGGAAUGGUUUGAUCACUUUUAUACUUUGUUAAGGUGUGAAAUGUAAAAUGGAGAAAUUGUUGAGAUAUAGUGAUUUAAGCAGAGCCUUAUAUCUCUCAGCUUGCUUCAUAAACAUAGUGUGCUGCUUUUUUUUUUUUUAAAUUUUUUGUCAAAAUAAACUGUUAUUUAUGCAAACAAUGCAUUAGUAUAAUGUCUCUGUAUAUUUUGAUGGAGUGAUUUAAUUUGCAAAUGCAA